Molecule: messenger RNA, 1928 nt
Organism: Mirounga angustirostris (Northern elephant seal)
Lineage: Eukaryota; Metazoa; Chordata; Mammalia; Carnivora; Phocidae
Gene: CCNY
Product: cyclin Y
Exons: 10
Coding region: 276-1301 (341 amino acids)
Biological process (GO): regulation of canonical Wnt signaling pathway; regulation of cyclin-dependent protein serine/threonine kinase activity
Cellular component (GO): cytoplasmic cyclin-dependent protein kinase holoenzyme complex; plasma membrane
Molecular function (GO): protein kinase binding; cyclin-dependent protein serine/threonine kinase activator activity
Source: RefSeq, a predicted model, not a curated record
CGGACAGGCCCGCCGAACGGAGGCGGGCGAGCGCGGAGGCCGAGGGGGAACAGGGGGAGCCGGGGCCGCCGCCCGCUCGUCGCCGCCGCCCAUGGCGAGGCCCCGCCGCCGCCGCCGCUGCUGACCCGGGGGCCGGCCGCGGCUUCCGCCCCCUCCCGCGGCGGCGGGCGGGCGGGCGAGCCUCCCCUCCACGCCCGCGCCCCGCGCCCGCCCGCGCCCCGCUCCGGGGGACGGGGAGGAAGGCGAGAGCAGCAGGAGUCUGGGGGCCACCGAAGAUGGGGAACACUACCUCGUGCUGCGUGUCGUCCAGCCCCAAGCUCCGGAGGAAUGCCCAUUCCCGGCUGGAGUCCUACCGGCCCGACACGGACCUGAGCCGCGAGGACACGGGCUGCAACCUGCAGCACAUCAGCGACCGGGAGAACAUCGACGAUUUGAACAUGGAAUUCAAUCCUUCAGACCAUCCUCGGGCCAGCACAAUAUUCCUCAGUAAAUCUCAGACAGACGUGAGAGAAAAACGCAAGAGUCUCUUCAUUAACCAUCAUCCUCCAGGACAAAUAGCGAGGAAAUACAGUUCCUGCUCCACUAUUUUCCUAGAUGAUAGCACAGUCAGUCAACCAAACCUCAAGUAUACAAUUAAAUGUGUAGCUCUCGCAAUAUAUUACCACAUCAAAAACAGGGACCCAGAUGGAAGGAUGCUCUUAGAUAUUUUUGAUGAAAACCUUCACCCUCUCUCGAAAUCCGAAGUGCCACCAGAUUAUGAUAAACACAACCCAGAGCAGAAGCAGAUUUACCGGUUUGUUCGGACACUGUUCAGUGCUGCUCAGCUGACGGCCGAAUGUGCCAUUGUCACCCUGGUAUACCUUGAAAGACUUUUAACAUAUGCAGAGAUAGACAUCUGUCCGGCCAACUGGAAGCGGAUUGUUCUAGGGGCGAUCCUGCUGGCCUCCAAGGUUUGGGAUGACCAGGCUGUGUGGAAUGUGGACUACUGCCAGAUCCUGAAAGACAUCACGGUGGAGGACAUGAAUGAGCUAGAGCGACAGUUUCUUGAAUUGCUCCAGUUCAACAUCAAUGUUCCUUCCAGUGUUUAUGCCAAGUAUUAUUUUGAUCUUCGUUCUCUGGCAGAAGCAAACAACCUGAGCUUUCCCUUGGAGCCCCUGAGCAGGGAGAGGGCUCACAAGCUUGAGGCCAUCUCUCGCCUCUGUGAGGACAAGUACAAGGACCUGCGUCGACCCACGAGGAAGCGGUCAGCGAGUGCUGACAAUCUGACUCUGCCAAGGUGGUCCCCCGCCAUCAUCUCCUAACCGUGGGGGUCCCCACUGGAGGCCGUGCCAUCCCUCAGUUUCUCCUUUAGUGUGAGAAAAGACAGACUGGGGGUGGUUUUGUUUUUGUUUUCCUUUCCUUUUCUUUUUUAAUUCAUAGCUCUGUCAGGCUGCCUUGAUGACCGCCUCCAAGCUGUGUGGCCCACUCCCACGCAGCAAGGCCUCAAGGGAAGCGAAAUCCGUAUUCUGGAAAUCCUGUUUCAUGCCCUUCCCCAUCGUCAUUAACAGCACUUCCCUCAUGGAGGAAAAAGACUCUCAUCCUGGAGAAGGAAACAAAGGGAAAGGGAAGUCGUGUAGAGGCAGGGAAAAGGUUAAAUGGCUUGGCCAUUUCUUAAGUCCCGUCUGGUCUGUAGAUGAAUACGAUGGAAAAACACAGCAGUAGGUAACAAAGUUGGAUGUGCAUUAAAGACAAAAGUGUGCGUUUAUCCACCUCCAUCUGGAUCAGUAUGUUCUGUAAGACUUCUUGCAUUCCUUCUAGCUGCUUUUUGGGAUUUGGGGGAUUUUUGUUUGUUUUUAUUCUGUUUUGGUUUUGGUCCCACAGAGCAGAGAAUAUAGUUUGUACCCACCAUGGCACAGACAUCCAAAUAAAUAGUACUGGUUGUUUCUCUC